Molecule: messenger RNA, 3996 nt
Organism: Mesorhabditis spiculigera
Lineage: Eukaryota; Metazoa; Nematoda; Chromadorea; Rhabditida; Rhabditidae
Source: the annotation of a GenBank genome assembly
AUGGAGGGCAUGCCGAGGAUGCCCGUCAUCCUACCCGAAAUACGGGUGGCAGCGUCAGAAUUGCCCCCGGAAUUCGGCAUGGCCAUCAAAGAAUACAUCUUGAUCCACUUUGAUCAAGAGCCCACCGACUACGAUCGUGCAAUUCAGGAGAUUUGCAGCCUCAGACAGAAAGUUGCUCAUCCGACGCCAGAUAUUGAGAUGGCUUGCAUACUAAAGCGCUAUUAUGGGCAGCUGUUGAUGAUGAAAAGUCGCUUUCCAUUGGAAGAGGACGACGAAAUUGUGCGGAUGAAUGUCGGCGGCGAUGCAUUCUUUGCAUGGGCCGAUCAGUCGGGUGAAAUGCCUCAUAUUGCCGCACACAACGAUAUCAAUUUUGAAUCGAUCAAGACGGCAUUUAUGAAUUUCCAAUGCGCCGCCUGGCCCCUUCAACAGAUUCGAGAUAACAUCAGAGGCGAGCGCUUCAACACGAUGGACUUUGAAAAGGACCAUCUUACCUUCCAUAUGAACAUCCUCUUGGCGCAAGCCCAGGAAUGCUUGAUCGAAAAGAGUUUGAUCGACCAUCGAUCCCACGAAGUCGUUGCCAAGCUGGCGGUCCAUUUGCGAGAUUUGUAUCAGGAAUGUGGAAAGCACUUAGAGACUUCUUCCCUCAGCGACUCCGUGACUUCCUCUAGAUAUAGGGAAUGGCAUCGCACGUGUACGGCCAAGUCCGAUCUUUUUGGCGCCAUCGCAGCUCUGCAUAUGGGGAUGAAGCAUGAGGACGAGAAACAAAUGGGAUUUCGUCUAGCCUACUAUGCCCAUGCAAUGAAUCAUAUGAAGAGGGCAUUGCUGAUUUUGGAUAAAGAUAAGCGAGCCGAGCUUCACGUGUCCGCCAAUUUUUUGUACGAUGUCGUCGCAGCAAAGGAACAAAAUGCGCGGAAAGAAAAUGAUCUCAUUUAUCACGAGCGGAUACCGAAAGAUGAUGAAAUUUCGCUGAAGGAGGCCGUCAGUCUGUAUGAAGAGGAAAAAGCCAAACUGAAACGAACAGUCCUGGAAAAAGUCAACGCGAAGGAUAUAGAGCUCCAUGAAUUCUUGGAGCGGUUUGGGUUCGAUCGCCUGACUGCUGAUGAAAGUGGGGCCAUCCAACUCCCCGACGAACUUCUACAGCGCAAUGCUUCUUUUAACACCCAACCCGAUUCCAUCCCGCAACUGUUGGAAAAGUUGUCGAACGUGAGCGCAAAUGGGGAAACUACGGCCAAUCGAGUAGCUGACGUUCUUCGUCGACUCAACGGUAUUGAUCUGCCGAGCAUCCUGGAGGACGAGGGUUACAAGACGAUCCAAGCUGAAAUGGGCCGGAUGGCUGAUCAGCUUCACAUUACUCGAACCCGAAAUUCCGAAGAACAACGUCGAAUCGCAACCCAAAGCGAUGCUCUUCAUCUAUUGGCGCUUCCGCUGCCUCGAUUGACCGAGAAACUGUCCGAUUCGCAAGGGAAGCCAGGUCCCUCGGCCGAAGGUGUUGUUCUCAGACAAAUGCUCGACAAGACGAACGAAAUGUCGGCGCAGCGGGUGCUAUUGUUGCAACGAUUGGACGAUGAGAUGAAGCGGGAUAACAUUGGCAAGCGCCUCUUGGCCGAGAGGGAUCAGAACAAUACGGCAACCUGCGCUAAAGAGCUGGAAAAACAUGGAACCACCAUUCAAUUCAUUGAACAAAAUCUUGGUGCCCAAGAGAAAAUAUUGCACGCGCUAACCGAAGCAAACGCCGACUUCUCGGAUAUCAGACACAAGAUGGAGCGCGAACAAGCCGCACGACUCGAACGGGUGGCUCAGCUCGUCUCCGCUUUUGAUGUAUACCUGGAGGUGCUGCGGAAUGCAAAUAGCGCUCUAAAUGUUUUGGAUUCAAUCAAUAAACGGGUCGACAAGAUACUACCCGCCCUAGAUGCGAUGGAGACAGCUAAUUUUGCCGAAAAGGAGAAGCGUGAUGCGGAGAAGAGGGCAUUUGCUGAAAAGAUGGAGAGGCUGAAACGCGAAAAAGAAGCGCGCGAGGCGAUGGCCGAAUUUUCGCACGAUGCGAUGCCCAGCCCGAUGACCCCUCCCAUGGCCCCUGGGCGCCCAUCUCCAGCCUCGGGCUCAUCCGGCCGCCGAGACUAUUACGAGUUCUUCAAGUCAAAAAUGGGGCAGCCGCCAUCUCAGCCAGCCAUGGCAAAUCAUCAUCCAUACGCUCCGAUGCCACAGCCAAUGUAUCAGCCACAACCACCUCCGACAAAUCAGCAAUUUUCGCGUCCCUACUUCCCGCCAGCACAUCACAGCCCAUCGAUGCCACAGCCGCACCCAUAUCAGCAUCCACAUCCUGUCGAGCAUGCGAUGCCGACACCACCACCAGCGCAUCCCUAUACUCCUCCAGUCCCUCCCCAGACGGCCGCCGCUCCACCAUACCCGAAUUCGAUCCAUACAAGCCCGGCACAAUAUGCGAAUCGCCCGAUGCCAGAUCAUCAACAUUACAAUGGCCCAUCGCCGGCACUGGAUCGUUCGCCAGGAGUGCCUCAGCCAUAUCAACAGCCACAGACCCCCUACCCUGGAUAUUCACCGGCCGCUAGCUCGGCACCGGGUGUCACGAAUGCCCCGCAACAUCCAAUCCAGAAUGGGCAUCAAAUUCAACAUCAAGCGCAGCAGCCUCCCAUCUCCUUACCGCCAGUUCAACAUCAACAGUUGCCCCCCGUCAAUUAUGGAUAUCAGCAGGCUCCGGCUAGUGUACCACCACAACCCCAUCAACCCUACCAACAGCAACAGGCUCAGCCUCAAUUUGCUCAUCCUCCAGUUGGUCCCGCCCCUCCCACGCAUUAUCAACAACAGCAGCAUCAGCCUCAGCUGCAGAACCAGCAGAGACCCAUGCAGAGCAUGCAGCCAUUGGCGGCACCGGUUGUCCCCAGCGGACCGAUGCCGGCUCCACAAGGUUUCCAACCAGCCGGCCAGCACUUGUCGGGUGGAACGCCUAACAUUCCUCCAACUUCGUCGCAUGGCACUUCUGGGAUGCCGAUGGGUCAACAUUUUACGGGUCACCAACCCGCUCCAACGCCACCCCCACCCGUCAGCAAACCGGGAGAUACGCACGCCGUCGCACCGUCCCCCUUCCAUCCGAUUCAGCCGGCAAGCGCGGCUACUACCGCCCCUGUUAUACAGCCACAGCCUGUUUAUGGAGCCCCAGCCGGACACAAUGCCCUGAGCUCCGCUCCGUGGCAACAAGCUCGUGCUCAACCACAGCAGCAAUACAGCUCUUCUCCGUGGCACUGCGGUGUGAAUUGGCCAAAUCAAAAGCAGAACUUUGGGGCCCAGCCUGCUGCUCAAUAUGCUUCCCCACCGAUGGCACAGCCGCAAUCUCAGCCUCAACAGCCCUUCGCCGCCGCACAGCCACCCAUGAACAACGUUUCACAAGGAAAUAUGGACCUACUCGGCUCCCUCCUCGGCGACCUGCAGUUGCCGGCUGCAUUACAGCCUGUGUCGGGACCGGCGGCUGAACCGCGACCACCUCAGCCCCAAGAUGCCGUCGUCUCCCAAUCUCCCACUCAACCCAACAACUUUCCAAACGUCCCAAUCUCACCUCAACAACCCCCGAUUUCCAAUCCCAAGUGCCUAUCCGUUUCACCGGUAGCUACGAUGCCCACCGCUGUUGUAACUCCCAUGCCAAAGACCGCAUCUUCGGCAUCUUUUAACUCGUCGGCUUCCCAGGGAACCGAGCUGUCAAUAUCUAGCACCAUUUCCCAUCACUAUGGCCCGCCUCCGGCUACUCUAUCCACUCAUACGUCUUCUGCCAGUGUGCCCCCAUCAAGGAGCGAGGCCGAGGAGAAGCGCGAAAGCGGCCUCCCCGUCAAUGACCUCCUCGACCCUUCAAAAUUCUGCAUUGGCCCCGACUCUCGACAAAAACUGGAAAAGAAGCUGCUCCACGCCUCGUUCCAUGGCAAUGCCGCUCGCCCUAACCUCGAUCCCAAUGACCCCAUCAAUCAGUUAGACCCGUUUUGGAAGAAUAAG